Messenger RNA from Brassicogethes aeneus, 704 nucleotides. The record is from the annotation of a GenBank genome assembly. Lineage: Eukaryota; Metazoa; Arthropoda; Insecta; Coleoptera; Nitidulidae.
CUUCGAGGCACCUAUUGUGGAAAGAAAUCCAUAAGCAGGUACCUUUCGUCUAGUCGCAAGGCCAUCGACUUGCUGCUUGAACAUACUUGAUUCAUUAGCAAAGAGAACUUGGCCGGAAUUUUAAAGAGAAAGUACUUUACAGGCAACAUGCUUAGUCGUUAACGAAGUGACAGAAGUUAGAAAAUUACUAUUAAAAUGAAUACAAAAAAUAAUUUAUUGUAUUAUUUAGGUGUAGUUUUAGUGAUUUUUAUUAGUUCUUCAGAAGGCCUUCAAAGAUGUUUCCAUUGUCGAUCAAGAGGUGAAUUGGGUAGCUGUAAGGACCCUUUUACCCAUAAUACUACGUUGGUAGAAAUGAAACGUGAAGUUGGAGUAGAAAUAGUUCCUUGUGCAUCUGGAUGGUGCGGAAAAAUCGUAGAAUCAGAAAGUUCUGCCAAAGAAGAAUAUGGUGUUGCAACACAGAGAGUGUGUCUUCAAAGAGGACCUUCAGAUCAUGAAGACAGGUGCGCUCAGACCAAGUGGAAUCAUAAAAGAGUCCUGAUGUGCUUCUGCAAGGGAGAUUUGUGCAAUUCUUCAGAUAAUAUAAAUGUAAACUAUUUGCUAUUAAUCAUUAGCGCUGUUAUUACUUUUAGGAUGGUUGUUUAAUUUGGUAUUUUGUAAUAUAUUUGUAUAUUUUUAAUAAAAUAAAAUAUUAUUUAUUGAUAUAA